AUGACGAACACGCCCGCACCCGCGCCGACAAUCGGCAUCCUCUUCCCCGGCGCCAUGGGCUCGGGCCUCGCGCGGACGCUGCACGCGCGCGCGCCGGCCAUCAGGCUGCUCACUGCCGUGAGCGGUCGCUCGAGCGCAACGCUGGAGCGUGCAGCCGCUGCUGGCCUGGAAAACCUACCGCUCGCGGACGUCGUAGCGUCCGCCGACAUCCUCGUGUCCAUCCUGCCCCCGUCUUCGGCGCUGGAGCUCGCGCGCGAUGUCGCGGCCCUGCUCAAGUCGCAGACCCGGAAGCCGAUCUACGUCGAGCUGAACGCCGUCUCGCCCGCGACGAUGGGCGAAAUCGCCGCCAUUCUUGGCCCCGACGUCCCCUUGGUUGACGGGAGCGUGAUCGGCCUGCCCCCGAAAGAGGGGUACGACCCGCGCGUGUACCUCUCCUCUGCGCCUGAGUGGGCGGACCAGCUGGCCCAUGUCGCCGAGGCGCUGGGGCAGGGCUGGACAGUCCGCGUGCUCAAGAGCGGGGGUGCGGGUGGCGCGAGCGCCCUCAAGAUGUGCCAUGGCGGUACGCAGAAGGGCGCGACGGGCCUCGCGGCCUUGUUGGUGCUCGCUGCGCACGCCCACUCGCCAGACACAGCCACGGCGCUGCUCGAGCAGCUGGCAGACACCAAGCCCGACCAGGUAUGGAAGCUGAGCACGUCGCUUCCCGACAUGAUCCCAAAAGCGUACCGCUGGGUCGGGGAGAUGGAGGAGAUUUCGAGCUUUGUAACGAGCUCGCUGGGGCUUGAUCCGUCCGACCUCAACUCGCCCGCUGCUGCCCACCUGGGGCUGGCGCGUGUGUUUGAGCGCGUCGCGGCUGAUCUGCGCGCGACGGGCACUGCGAUCGGCGCCGCCGGCGAUGGGCCGUCGGGGGAUGCCGCGGAGAUCGACACGCUGCGCAGCUGGGCGAAACAGGGCCGCGAGACACUGGAUCAGCGUGGGUACGUGCCGUCGUAG
Vanrija pseudolonga is the source of this 990-nucleotide messenger RNA. RefSeq lists its product as uncharacterized. The coding region runs from base 1 to 990 and encodes 329 amino acids. Gene Ontology annotation, molecular function: oxidoreductase activity. The transcript is spliced from 3 exons. NCBI's taxonomy places the organism in Eukaryota, Fungi, Basidiomycota, Tremellomycetes, Trichosporonales, Trichosporonaceae. The record is from RefSeq and is a predicted model, not a curated record.